This is a messenger RNA of Homo sapiens (human), 887 nucleotides long. RefSeq names its product ornithine decarboxylase antizyme 3 (gene OAZ3). Lineage: Eukaryota; Metazoa; Chordata; Mammalia; Primates; Hominidae. The record is from RefSeq and is marked reviewed. Gene Ontology annotation, cellular component: nucleus; cytoplasm; sperm flagellum. The transcript has 5 exons. Gene Ontology annotation, molecular function: ankyrin repeat binding; ornithine decarboxylase inhibitor activity. Gene Ontology annotation, biological process: negative regulation of stress fiber assembly; negative regulation of polyamine transmembrane transport; positive regulation of intracellular protein transport.
GUUGCCUAAACCUCUGCCACCCACCUGUGAACUUCACUUUGCCACAGGGAGGCACUGAACUGAAAAACUGCCUUGUAAGAGGUGUCGCCCCUCUGUCUACUCCCUUUCUUAUAUCAAGAGGGGAAAAACACGUAACUACCUCUACCCGAUCUGGUCACCAUACGCCUAUUACCUUUACUGUUACAAGUACCGGAUCACUCUCCGGGAGAAGAUGCUGCCUCGUUGUUAUAAAAGCAUCACUUAUAAGGAAGAGGAGGACUUGACACUCCAGCCCCGUUCCUGCCUCCAGUGCUCCUGAGUCCCUAGUAGGCCUCCAGGAGGGCAAAAGCACCGAGCAGGGUAACCACGACCAGCUUAAAGAACUGUAUUCGGCUGGGAACUUGACGGUGCUGGCUACUGACCCCCUGCUCCACCAGGACCCAGUACAGUUAGACUUUCACUUCCGCCUUACCUCCCAGACCUCUGCCCAUUGGCACGGCCUUCUCUGUGACCGUCGACUCUUCCUGGAUAUCCCAUAUCAGGCCUUGGAUCAAGGCAACCGGGAAAGUUUGACUGCAACCCUGGAGUACGUGGAAGAGAAGACAAAUGUGGACUCUGUGUUUGUGAACUUCCAGAAUGAUCGGAACGACAGAGGUGCCCUGCUGCGGGCCUUCAGCUACAUGGGCUUUGAGGUGGUCAGACCAGAUCACCCUGCCCUCCCUCCCUUGGACAAUGUCAUCUUUAUGGUGUAUCCCCUUGAAAGGGAUGUUGGCCACCUGCCCAGUGAGCCUCCUUGAACAUGCUUAUUCCAACGCUUUGAGGGGCUGGAAGCCUUGACACAUGGAAUCAGGGGCCCGGGAUGUGAUUCAGGACACUUUCCAUCCUAGGAAUAAAGGGUAGUGCAAUCA